CAAAAUAGCUCUGUAUUUAAUGAAAUCAAUGAAAUCACUUAUAAUGUGACAGAUACUGUGAUAGGAAGAGUAACAAAAGGCCCUACAGCAAGCAUCAGUGCAGUAAUUGGUUCCUGUCCUCUUGUCCUUUAAGAGAUAAAAGCUCCAUUCAUUCAUGUAGUGCUCGGUCAGGCUGACCUGCCUCUUUAAAAGCCUUUUCAGCUGAUGGAUUAGUAUAGAACAAAAACAAAUCUAAAUAAAAAAAAACCCAAAAAAUAAAAACACCAAGAAAGUGAAAAGUGCACCAAGACUAUGAUGCAUGUGACUGAUCCAUUCUUCACAUUUCCCUCUUUCAUGUGGGUUUUGUUCAAACAUGGACAACAGGCAAAAAAGUCUAGAUUUACAAUGGCUCUUCACAUGCACAAGUAAGGCCUGUAUCUAAGCAACAGACAGAUUUAAAAGGUUUGCAAGCCUUUUUUUCAGUCCUGAAAAAAAGUGAUCUAAAACCAAUCAGGUUUAAAAUAAGGAGAGCCUGCAAACUUCAGCCAGAUUCACCGCAGGCAGUGUAGAGAAGCACAAAACCAUUGUGCAAAUAUAAAAUUCUGCAGAGAAUUCUUCAACUUUCAUCUAACAGAAUGAUUGUGAAGAGUCAUUUCGCUCAGGUGGUCUAAGUGUAUCUUCACAGAGUGUCAGGAUGGAGUUACAGAACGUGUCUGACGUCAUCUCUGCCGUGGAUUGUAGCGGAUUGGCCGUUAUAUUAGCAUUACUGUUGCUUCUACUGCUAAUUUCAUUUACAGCUUACAACAGAGGAAACAAGUCUACAUUACCAGGUCCGUACUGGUUACUGGGUCUUGGCCCCAUUCUAAGCUAUUCCAGGUUUUUGUGGACAGGUAUUGGCACAGCCAGCAAUUUCUAUAAUAAGAAAUAUGGUUGCAUGACUCGGGUUUGGAUCCAGGGAGAGGAGACACUUAUUGUAAGCAAGGCAUCUGCUGUGUACCAUGUUCUGAAGAGCAGUAACUAUGUUGCCAGAUUUGCUAGUAGAAGUGGACUGAGGUGCAUCGGUAUGGAUGAACAAGGCCUUAUAUUUAACAGCAAUGUCCCACUUUGGAAAAAACUACGCACAUAUUUUGCCAAAGCCCUAUCAGGCCCUGGUCUGCAGAGGACAGUGGGUGUGUGUGUUAGUGCCACCAAUAAGCACUUGGAGGUCCUGUGUGAUUUCACGGACUCCUCUGGUCAUGUGGAUGCCCUGAACUUCCUGCGCUGUGUCGUGGUCGACAUCUCCAACAGACUCUUCCUCCGAAUUCCUAUCAAUGAGAAAGACUUGCUACUGAAGAUCCACAAAUACUUCGACACGUGGCAGACAGUACUCAUCCAGCCAGACAUUUUCUUCCGACUAGACUGGCUGUAUAAAAAACAUCAACAAGCAGCAAAGGAGCUACAGGAGGAGAUGGGGAGGUUUGUGGAGCAAAAGCGUAAAAUCAUCAAUGCCAUGGAAAAACUGGAUGAGACCGACUUUGCAACUGAGUUGAUAUUUGCUCAGAAUCACGGAGAGAUGUCAGAAGAUGAUGUGAGGCAGUGUGUGUUGGAGAUGGUGAUUGCGGCACCAGACACUCUGUCCAUCAGCCUGUUCUUCAUGCUGGUGCUGUUGAAGCAGAAGCCAGCAGUGGAGCAGUGUAUACUGCAGGAGAUGCACAAUGUCCUAGGCGGACGGGAGAUGGAGCCGGCUGACCUGCAGAAGUUGACAGUGAUGGAGAGUUUUAUAAAGGAGUCUUUGCGGUUCCAUCCUGUAGUGGACUUCAUCAUGAGGCGAGCGCUAGAAGAUGACUUCAUUGAAGGCUACAGGGUGGCCAAAGGGACAAACAUCAUUCUGAACAUUGGACGGAUGCACAAGAGCACAGAGUUCUUUCCCAAAGCCAACGAAUUCAGUUUGGAGAACUUUGAUAACAAUGUGCCAAGUCGUUUCUUCCAGCCAUUUGGCUGUGGGCCACGUGCCUGUGUGGGGAAGCACAUAGCUAUGGUGAUGAUGAAGGCCAUACUGGUGACGAUUCUACUGCAGUUCACAGUGUGUCCUCAGCCGGGCUGUACUGUCAGCACCAUCAGGCAAACCAACAACCUCUCACAGCAGCCUGUAGAGAAGGACACACAGAGCCUGGCCAUGAGGUUCAUACCACGCACACCGAGCCCAGCCAAGCAAUGAGCAGCCUCUGGAUUUGGAUGAUAUUGUUCAAAUGCAGCAGGGUUGAAAUAAUUACGAUUAUCUUGCAACCUCAUUUUUUUUCAGUCUGACUAUGUGUGUCUCAAAAAGGGAAUCAGUAGAAAUGAGAAACUGGAAAACUAAACAACUAAGUUAACAUGUUUAUCACUUAGUGGCUUGAAACUAGGAAAUAGUUAAUAGAACUAAAUCAAAUAUUUAAUUUCUGUGGGAAACGUGUUAUACACUUCCCAAUUUUCUCACAGGUAUUAUUAUGGUUAUACCAUUAUGGUAUAAAGUUUUAGAACAUAAAAACUGCUCAUUUUUCAAAUGUGAAUAUGUGAUUUAGUUACAAUACACUUUCUCCUAGUGUUUCUACUACAUACAACACAAGUAUAAGAAAUUUCAGAUUAUUACUGAUUCAUUAGUAUUGAACUGAACUCAUUUGAGUUCAACUGAACUCAUUAGUGAAAUUAUUCACAAUGUAACAAACAUGUUUUCUUGCAUACUACACUCUGCUUUAAGAAACAUACUCA
Molecule: messenger RNA, 2706 nt
Organism: Pangasianodon hypophthalmus (striped catfish)
Lineage: Eukaryota; Metazoa; Chordata; Actinopteri; Siluriformes; Pangasiidae
Gene: cyp19a1b
Product: brain aromatase
Exons: 10
Coding region: 674-2176 (500 amino acids)
Molecular function (GO): monooxygenase activity; oxidoreductase activity, acting on paired donors, with incorporation or reduction of molecular oxygen; heme binding
Source: RefSeq, a predicted model, not a curated record